CAAAGACGGAUAGCUCCAGAGCUCCCCGCUGCCACCCGUCUGUCUCUCAAUGUUCUCCGCACUCAUUCCAGCUCUCACCUUCAAACAUUAAUUCUCUAGCUGCAGCAGCGAGCGACACAAUGUUCAUGUCACAGCACCGCCGCGACUGCACGCGAAAGCAGAAUGAGCGCGCAUCCAAGAUCGCAGCACUUCCUCAAGCCUAUCUCUCUCCUCUCUCGCCAGAAGACCGAACCAUAUUGGGGAAACCCAUUCAAGAGCUGGUGCAAGAGGUCCAUAAACAAAUUACAAAACCCGUGGACAUCCUCCGAACAUACGGCAAGGUUGCUCUGAAAGCCCAAGAGAAGACCAAUUGCGUGACAGAAAUCCUAUUUCCCGAGGCCGAAGAAUGGGCAGAAAAGGAAGUCAACUUGAAGGGGCCACUUGCGGGUAUACCAGUGUCACUGAAAGACUCCAUCGUGGUCAAGGGCUUUGAUACCAGUGUUGGAUACUCCUGCAAAACAGGAAAGCCGUAUGCUGCAGAUGGUAUCAUGGUCAAGAUUCUCAAGGACGCUGGUGCUGUCCCUUUCGUGAAGACAAACUUGCCAACCACACUUCUUUCUUUCGAGUCUACCAAUGAUGUUUGGGGCCGCUGCACAAAUCCCCACAACAACAAGUACUCGCCUGGUGGUUCGACAGGAGGAGAGGGCGCAAUCCUCGCCUUUGGCGGUAGUCGCAUAGGAAUCGGCUCGGAUGUCGCUGGCUCUGUACGCGCACCUGCUCACUUUUCUGGCUGCUAUUCAAUCCGUUGCUCCACUGGUAGGUGGCCAAAGAUGGGCAAUGAUACCAGCAUGCCAGGCCAAGAGGGAAUUCCUAGCGUCUUUAGCCCGAUGGCGAGAACGCUCAACGACCUGACCUACUUCACCCGAAGUUUUAUUGGAAUGAAACCUUGGAAGUACGACCACACGGUUCAUCCGCUAGAGUGGCGAGAGGAGGUAGAGACAGAGUACAAGGAGAAGAAGAAGUUCAGAGUGGGUGUUCUGAGAGACGAUGGUGUUGUCACUCCAGCUCCAGCGUGUGCCCGAGCCCUGGAUCAAGUUGCAGCGGCCCUUUCUUCCGAGGGACACGAAGUGUUCGACGUUACUCCCCCGUCUCCGUACGAGGCCCUUGUCAUUGCUUCUCAGCUUCUCAACGCCGACGGCACCAGGACUUUCAGUUCGUUCUUCCGGUCUGGUGAGUGGAAUGAUCCUGGCGCAGCACAGAUGACUUUCUACAUGCAUCUUCCUCGACCCGUCAAGUAUCUCUACUAUCUAUGGGUCAAAUACGUCAAGAAGGAUAGCAUAUGGGCUGGUCUUCUUCAAGGGUGGUCAGAGAAGAGUGCUUUCGAGAACUGGCAGCUUGUGGCUAAGCGUGAGGCAUACAAGGCGAAAUGGCAUGCGUGGUGGCAAGAAGAGGCGAAAAUGGACUUCCUGAUCACAGUGCCAAAUGCGACACCUGCAGUACCUCAUAAUGGCAUGAAGGAUGCUGUUAGCAGCUGCGGAUACACGUUCCUAUUCAAUCUGCUGGACUACACAUGCGGUAUCAUGCCCGUGACUCACGUGGACAAGACACUGGACCAACUUCCCGCAUCCUUCAACUUGAAGAAGCUAAAUGGCGUAGCCAGGGGCGCUUACAUGCACUAUGAUGCGACAAAGAUGGAUGGGCUUCCUGUAGCCGUGCAGGUUGUUGGCCAGCGGCUGGAGGAGGAGAAGGUGCUGUCAGUGAUGGACAGGAUCGAGUCAGCUUUGGAAAAACGUGGCGAAGCAUACCAGUUACUGGAGGUUGACUAGAAGGGGCAAAGCGAGCUGCAUAGGAUCAGGUGACAGUGGGCUAGGCAGGCAUGGAGUCACCUUAGGAAGGGGUCGGCUACGAAGUGGCCACAGGUCGAGU
Molecule: messenger RNA, 1905 nt
Organism: Mytilinidion resinicola
Lineage: Eukaryota; Fungi; Ascomycota; Dothideomycetes; Mytilinidiales; Mytilinidiaceae
Product: amidase signature enzyme
Exons: 4
Coding region: 120-1805 (561 amino acids)
Source: RefSeq, a predicted model, not a curated record